Bactrocera oleae (olive fruit fly) is the source of this 1293-nucleotide messenger RNA. RefSeq lists its product as uncharacterized. The record is from RefSeq and is a predicted model, not a curated record. NCBI's taxonomy places the organism in Eukaryota, Metazoa, Arthropoda, Insecta, Diptera, Tephritidae.
ACGGUCAAUAAUUUAAAAAAUAUUGUACAUGCAUAAAUUUAAAAAUUUUGAAAUAAAAAUACAAUAACUUAUCUUGUUCAUUUUCUUGAGAGACCUUUAUUUGGAUCCAUUUAAUUUACAAUAAGAACACCUGGUGUACCUUAAAACUGGCAACAGUAGAAGAAGUCGUGAUGAUUCGGACCUCUUUGACGUAACCGAAAGCAAAAUUCCGACAUUAGACAAACUUUUUAUUUAUAUAUUUCAAGCAAGUCUCUUUAAUUUUGUAUAAGUGCCUCCGAUACUGCCUCACCAACGACCAAACAAAACAUUCUCUCAACAAAAUAAUCAAUACAAACGACUCAUUGUUACUUACUCUCCUUUUCCACGCCGUACAUAAAUAAAAAUCUCUCAGCGUUUUCUGUUGGACACAUCUAAUCUCCACACAACCAGUUGGCUCUGCUCAUUCGAACAACAAAGACAACCGAAGCUGACAGCUAAUUACCGGAUUAGUUAAAAAUUCCUGAGCAAAACGCGAAAGUGAAUAGAGCAUAAUAAAGAAGUGAAUUGUUUUGUUGGAUAGUAAUAUAAACAUUAAAAAACAAAAAACAAAAUAUUUCUGAAAUUCAGACCUCGCAAUAUGCAAUCCCAAAUCGAACUGGUUGAAAUAAGUUUGAGUGCACCAAAUUCACCCAAUACACCCAAUACAUCCACUACACCGGAUAAGCGUUUCGAACAGGCCACCGAUGCAAUUUUGAAUUACGUCCUCGGCGACACGGUGCGGGAGCGUGAUGAGGAUGAUGCCGGUGUGGAAGAGUCCGUGAAGAGACGCAAUCAAACCAGCACUGCUUGGGCACCGAAGUUUGAGGAUGCUGGAAAGCCACAUGUACGUUAUUUUGCCGUUGGACCAAGCACCUAUCAGAUACGCUGUCCGCUCUGCAAGCAGCGUGCCGACAGUGAAACGGUGCAAAUGAGGGGCAUUUUGGGUCAUCUCAGCUGUUUGCUUUCCACAUUGUCCUGCUGUUUUCCAAUAUUCUCGCUGUCAUUUGUCUAUCUUUGCCUGCAGAGUCGCUUGAAGAGCAAACGGAUGUUCUGCAAUAGAUGCGGCGGCCAUUUGGGCUUUUACUGGCGGCCAACUUGAGCAAGAAGUUUUGGUUUUUGUACUUUUAAAACAUAUUUAAGUAAGGCUUCUAAUUGUCUCGGUCUAGCUUUUGCAAAUAAGUGUAUGAAUUUGUAUCGAAUAAUAUAGAUGUAUAUAGUAUAUAUCUUAAUAACUUUAAAAAAUAAAAUAACUAUAUAUUUAUUUUGCAAUUAUCA